UUCUCCUUCUUCUGCUUCGACUUCGCUCUCUCCGUUCAAAUUACGCACAGCCCAAGGCCGAGCUCGGAAAGGAAAGCGAAAUUUCCGAGGGAUUGCGCGAGCGAAAGGGGAGGUAAAUUCGUCGGAGCUCGCCUUAAAUCUGCGAGGUUGCGAGGGCCUUGGCGAUGCCGGAGAGGCUCCGAUUUCGAUCCCGCGCGCCGUCCGUCGUUGCUUCCGCGUGAAGUCUUCUUUCCUGAGGGUCGGUCGGUCGGAGGACGCGAGCCGGAUUCGAGCCGAUUUUUGCGGACGCGGAGAGAGAGAGAGAGGGAGAGGGAGGGAGGGGGAGCGAUGCAGACGGAGGCGAGGGUCGGCGUUGUGGUGGAAGGAGGCCAGAGAGGGAUCGGCUCGGGCCACGGGAGCCUCGCGGCGGUGGACGGAGCGGCGCGCCAAUGCUCGCAGCAGCAGCAGCAGCGGCAAUCGCAGCAGAUCGGGACGGUGUCGCAGCUGCUCGCCGGCGGCGUCGCCGGUGCCGUCAGUAAGACCUGCACGGCUCCCUUGGCGCGGCUCACCAUACUCUUCCAGGUGCAAGGAAUGCAUUCUGAUUCAGCAACUCUAAAGAAGGCCAGCAUAUGGAAUGAGGCUUCAAGGAUUGUGCGUGAAGAAGGAUUUAGAGCUUUCUGGAAAGGGAAUCUAGUCACAAUUGCCCAUCGCCUUCCUUAUUCUUCUGUAAACUUUUAUACUUACGAGCAGUACAAGAAGUUUCUUCAUAUGAUCCCGGGAGUGGAAAGUUAUAGGGGAAAUACAAGUACAGAGCUCUGCAUACAUUUUGUUGGCGGUGGUCUAGCAGGAAUGACAGCUGCAACUGCUACAUAUCCCUUGGAUCUUGUCAGAACACGUCUUGCGGCUCAGACAAAUGUUAUCUACUACAGAGGUAUCUGGCAUGCUUUACGAACAAUAAGCAGUGAAGAGGGCUUAUUAGGACUUUACAAGGGACUUGGAGCGACUCUUUUGAGUGUGUGCCCCAGCAUCGCUAUAAGUUUUUCUGUGUAUGAGACCUUGAGAUCUUCUUGGCAGUCACAUAGGCCUGAUGAUUCCUUUGUUGCUGUUAGCCUGGCUUGUGGCAGUCUUUCUGGUAUUGCAUCUUCAACAGCGACAUUCCCGUUGGAUCUUGUGAGGAGACGGAAGCAGUUGGAAGGAGCAGGAGGCCGUGCUCGGAUAUAUCAGACUGGGAUAUUCGGUACAUUAAAGCACAUAGUCCGGAAUGAGGGAUUUCGUGGUUUGUACAGGGGGAUCCUUCCUGAAUACUACAAGGUGGUACCAGGCGUAGGCAUAUGCUUCAUGACCUACGAAACACUGAAAAUGCUUCUUGCGGACAUUGCUUCUGAUUUGUAGUGUCGCUGCGAAUUCCUGGACGCCAUUGGUCGAGGGGGAAGGAGGAGGUGGAUCAUAGGAGCAUGGUGCUGUUUUCGCUCCCUCCGAAUUGGCUUAGGUUGAUUUUAUUUGAUGAGUUUCCUUAUGGCAGUUAAAAGUAUCGCGUGCUGCCGUUUGGUUCUAUUUAUCCUUGUAUAGUAUAGGUGCAACAUGUUACACGUCUUUAAUUGCCAGCAUCAAGAAAGUCACAAAUAUGCUACCUCAAUGGAAAGUCAUUUCUUAGUU
Molecule: messenger RNA, 1635 nt
Organism: Syzygium oleosum
Lineage: Eukaryota; Viridiplantae; Streptophyta; Magnoliopsida; Myrtales; Myrtaceae
Exons: 7
Coding region: 328-1371 (347 amino acids)
Biological process (GO): transmembrane transport
Source: RefSeq, a predicted model, not a curated record